Helicoverpa zea (corn earworm) is the source of this 2408-nucleotide messenger RNA. Its product is annotated as serine hydrolase-like protein. Lineage: Eukaryota; Metazoa; Arthropoda; Insecta; Lepidoptera; Noctuidae. The transcript has 7 exons. The coding region runs from base 234 to 1157 and encodes 307 amino acids. The record is from RefSeq and is a predicted model, not a curated record.
UGACAGUUCGACAUCUGACAGACUACAGCUUUGUUUUGCUCGUGUAUUUCCACGAUUUAAAUUUAUUUUUUUCGUAAAAUUGAAGUGAAAGUAUACUUAAUUAAUUUACUUUGUAUGUGUACUAUAUUUCAGUGUCAUAAAAACUUUAAAACAAGAUUUUAUCAAGAUCUAACUUAAUCGUGAACUCGAAAUAUUUUAAGUGAAGUAAAGUGAUCGAAAUAUUUUCAUAAAUAAUGGAUUUAGUGGAGCACGAGUGGUAUAUACAAGCUCCUUGGGGCAGAAUCGCAAUAAUAGCAUGGGGCGACUGCUGCAACCCCCCCGUACUGCUCUGCCACGGCAGCAUGGACUCCGCAGUCAGCUUCCGCCCGCUAGUCAGCAAGCUGCCCAGGAAUUAUUAUUAUAUCGGUCUGGAUCUCCCCGGUAACGGCAAGUCAGACCGCUUCUUACCGGGUCUGAUGAUCAGCGUGUACGACAUGCUGUAUGCUAUACAUGCGCUCGUCAAGCAUUUCCGCUGGAAGACAUUCACGCUUAUAGGACACUCCUUUGGAGCUUAUUUAGGUCAGUUCUACAACUUAUGUUACCCAGACAAACUGGACCGGCUGAUCAACUUGGACCCUAUCAACUUCUUCGCUGUACCUCCUGAAGAGUUUAGCAGAUGGUAUCACAUAUUCUUCACGAACUUUUACAAGAAUUACGACAAAUACAACACGCCUAAAGAGAAGUCGCCUACAAUCAAAUGGACGGAGGCUCUGCAGUCUCUGAUGCGGAACAGGCCCAGUUUGAACGAGGAACAAGCGGCAGCAGUACUGGAAAGACUGUCUGAACCCGUUGGAGACGGAUGUAUCAGAUACACAUACGACUUACGAAUGAAACGGAUCAACGGGCCAGCCUACUCACCGGAACACGUAAAAAAACUGUUCACGGCUGUCAGAACCCCAAUUCUGACGAUAGCAUGUCAGAAAAGUCUGAAAAACAAACUGUUCAGAAACACAGCUUUCUUGCUGGACGAGGCAGAGUAUCCUGGCGGUAAUUUUAGGUUUAAAUCCGUGGAAGGUGGUCAUGAUGUCCAUAUUAGUCAUCCGGAGAGGGUGGCCGGGUUCAUCGGGCAGUUCUUGGAGUAUGGGGUAGAAGGGCUGGAUAAGAAAUCUAAGUUAUGAUUGGAGAAAUACUAUGUCUAAUAAUUAAAGUUUUCUUAGGAAAAUCUUGAGAAAUGGAAUCAAUUAGUCUAUAUUGUAACUUUUUUAUGUUUGUUAAAUAAUAUUCAAGGUCAAAAUUGAUAUUUUUUUAAAUAAGAAUAUGUCAGUCAAUUAUCAGUACCUAUAUGCAAGUGAUUUUACCAGCAUCCUGAGUUAACUUCUUCCCGUACCUAGAUAAAAAGAUGCCAAAACGUUAGUCUUAUGUAACAGCUGUAUCAAAAUAAAAAAAUGCCAAGUUUUAUCAAAAUCAGUUCAGCUGUUUUCGCGUUAAGAAGUAACGUAUACAAUCACAAACUUUCGCCUUUGUAAUGUUAGUGUGAUACCUAGUUGAAGUCUGACUUUCGUACCUACUCAUCGAGCAUAAAAAUUACUUUUUAUUUUAUUUCCCAGUAUUCACAAUUUCUUCCUUCCUUCACCCCUUCCUUAAUUUUGUAAUCUAAGAAGUAUCUUAUAUUGGUUGAUGAGAAAUUUAUAGUCAAUAUAUUUACUUUUUAUAAGGUGAAGGCUGCUACACUUAAAUAAAAAUCUUUAGUAAAUAAAUAUGAAAGUUAUCUGUAAUAGAAUAUUAGUUCACCAACAACAUAAACGUCAGUUUUCUUGAAACAAUUGUUUACUAUGAAGUUUCACAUUCAAUUUAUGUUGUCGGUGGAAACGGGCCUACUUAAAGAUAUUAUAAGAUUUUGGCAUGAACAAAUUCAUAGUACAUAUGUAUAAAUUUUUGGUGUUUGUAAAAAAUUGAAAUUACUUAUUUACAAGUUACUGUAAGAAUACCUUACAAAAAAGGUUAGUAUUCAAAAAUCAUACACAAGUUUUUUUUUUAAUGUAUUACAAAAUGUUUUUUUUCUUGUAUAGUACCAUUGCUUGUCCGAGGUUGGCUACUAAUGAUUUCACGACAUUCAAAUGACCAACAUCACACAAGCAAAUUUAUUUGACGGAAACAUUUUUUUUUUAAAUAAAUAAUAGAAUGAUGGCCUAAGUCAAGUCAAUCUAUAAUUAUUAUUGUGCUCAUUGUGCAAUUAAAAGUCAAUUAAAAUUAUAUUUUUAAUAUAAUGCAAAGGAAUUGUAUAGCUUAGAGAUUUUUUUGUCUUUGUUUUAUAUUUUACAUCUUUAUAUUUGGGAAUUGGAUUAGUAUUAAGUAAAAAGUUUUAUUAUUUUUGUUUUUGUGUAUAAACAAAGUAUCGCGAUAUUGUUGUGUCUUACAUUCCCAUUGCA